UCCCAGUCGGUAAAGCAGAGCUCUCCCUUCUUUUUGUCCAUAAAAGUGAUGUGAUUGACAUUUUCUAUCAACAAAUUUCAUUCCUGAUUAUUGUUAUUUAGUAAUUACAAUCUCGGAGUGCUGCGGUCGCAAAGCUAUGCACAGUCUAACACUGGAAGGUCAGUACACGAACACGAAUGGGGCUGCCAGUACGGAGAAGGUCGUCAUCUUGGACGCGGGGGCCCAAUACGGCAAACUCAUCGAUAGGAAGGUGAGGGAGUUGAAUGUCGAAAGCCACAUCUUGCCAUUGGACACGCCGGCGUUCAAUAUCAAAGAAGGGGGCUAUAAAGCGGUCAUCAUUUCCGGGGGGCCCAAUUCGGUCUAUGCAGAGGAUGCGCCCCGAUACGAUGGCGAUAUCUUUCGGAUAGGGCUGCCGGUCUUAGGGAUUUGCUAUGGGAUGCAGAUGAUGAAUAAGGAAUUUGGGGGCUCCGUUAUUAGAAAAGACAGUCGCGAAGAUGGACAAUACAAUGUCGAAGUCAACACGAAAUGCAUUCUUUUUAAAGGCUUGGACAAGCUCCAGACUGUUCUCCUCACCCACGGUGACGCAAUCGACAAAGUCGCUGAGAAUUUCCGACCGAUCGCUCAAAGCUCCUCCUUUUGCGCCGGCAUCUGCAACGAGAAACUCCGCCUUUACGGUCUCCAAUUCCACCCCGAGGUCGACCUCACACCCAACGGCAAAACCAUCCUUAAGAAUUUUCUCUUUGACGUAGCCGGUCUCACUGGCACUUACACAAUGACCAGUCGCGAGAAAGAAUGUCUCAAAUACGUAAAAAACGCCGUAGGAAACAACAAAGUCUUGUUAUUGGUCAGCGGAGGCGUGGAUAGUACUGUUGCGGCCGCCCUUUUACACAAAGCCCUUCGACCGGAUCAAAUAAUCGCCAUUCAUAUAGACAACGGUUUUAUGCGAAAAAAUGAAAGCGCGAAAGUGUACCAAUCGUUGCUGAAAAUUGGACUGAAUUUGAGGGUGGUUAAGGCGGCGAGUACUUUCAUGGAAGGGACGACUGUAGUACCGGUGGAUAAACACGAAACUACUUUAAGAACGACCUUGACUAACAUGUUGUGCAAGACGUGCGAUCCUGAAGAGAAACGCAAGAUAAUCGGUGAUGUUUUUAUGCGAGUUUCGGAUGAAAUCAUCUCUGAUUUGAAUUUAAAACCCGAGGAAGUUGUCUUAGCUCAAGGGACAUUAAGGCCUGAUUUGAUUGAAUCAGCGUCGGCUUUGGUUUCCACCAAAGCCGAUACGAUUAAAACCCAUCACAAUGAUUCCGAACUAGUGCGAAAGUUGCGUUCGGAAGGACGUGUCGUUGAGCCUUUGAAGGACUUCCACAAGGAUGAAGUCCGGGCUUUGGGACGCGAUUUAGGUGUCACACCGGAAUUGGUAAUGCGACAUCCAUUUCCAGGUCCCGGAUUAGCAAUUCGUGUCUUGUGCGCCGAAGAGCCUUACAUGGAACGCGACUUCAGCGAGACCCAAGUCCUAGUUAAGAUAAUCGUCGAGUUUGAUCAAAUGUUGCAAAAGAAACACGCCUUAUUGAAUAGGGUGGAAGCGGUGACCAAUAAUGAGGAGAGGAAUGUCUUAAGGAAGAUUUCGAGUAAGCAGAAGUUGGCUGCGAUGUUGUUACCGAUUAGGAGUGUGGGGGUACAGGGGGAUUGUCGGUCGUAUAGUUACGUCGUGGGGAUUUCAAGUGAGAAAGAACCCGAUUGGGACGAUUUGAUGUUUUUGGCUUGUCUUAUACCGAGGAUUUGUCGAAAUAUUAAUCGAGUUUGUUAUGUGUUUGGGGGGCUGGUUAAGGAGCCCAUUUUGGAUAUUACCAUCACGUAUCUGACGAGUCAUGUUUUGGCGACGUUGAGACAGUGUGACGACGUUGCCACCACAGUUUUACAGAACAGUGGUCACAUGAACUCAGUGAGUCAAAUGCCUGUGAUUCUGCUACCUUUACACUUUGACAGGGACCAGGCAUUGCGGAUCCCUUCUUGUCAAAGGUCGAUAGUGUUGCGACCAUUUUGCACGCGUGAUUUUAUGACAGGAAUGCCAGCCGUACCUGGAAAACAACUGCCUUUAGAUGUUGUGCAGAAAAUGGUCGUAGAGAUAUUACAAGUCCCUGGUAUUUCUCGGGUACUUUAUGAUUUAACAUCAAAACCACCUGGCACAACAGAAUGGGAAUGAUAAUCUUAUAAAUUAUUAAUUGUGUAAUUUGUUAGCAUGGACAGACUAUAAGACGGUUUCCUGUUUUUAUUCUUUAAAAAAAAAUAUUAUAUAUGGUUGUUGAGAAAAAUAAGGCGACUGUGUUUUGUUACGACUUUAUUUUUUAAUUACACUUGGCUCAAAAAAAACUAUGAUUUGUAUACGUUGAUUGUGCACCUUUUUUCAGACAAAUAACGGAAUUAUAUUGUUAUUGCGAAAUAUGCUAUUUUUUAUUAUUAAAGUGGCAACUUGCACUUUGUAUAUUUAACUUAUUUUUACUUUCCAUUGUGUUAAUAAAAGUCAAUUCUAUUAAA
This is a messenger RNA of Tribolium madens (black flour beetle), 2532 nucleotides long. It is a transcript of the gene bur, whose product is annotated as GMP synthase [glutamine-hydrolyzing]. NCBI's taxonomy places the organism in Eukaryota, Metazoa, Arthropoda, Insecta, Coleoptera, Tenebrionidae. The coding region runs from base 137 to 2200 and encodes 687 amino acids. The transcript has 7 exons. Gene Ontology annotation, molecular function: ATP binding; GMP synthase (glutamine-hydrolyzing) activity; GMP synthase activity. Gene Ontology annotation, biological process: GMP biosynthetic process. Gene Ontology annotation, cellular component: cytosol. The record is from RefSeq and is a predicted model, not a curated record.